AUGUUCGGCUCACAAACCCUGCCCGCUGCGGCGGCCUUCUUGGCCGCCCUGGUGUCUGCCUCACCGGUCUCGACGAGCGAGGUCGCCACAGUGCCCCACGACAUCACCGGCGAGCUCGGCUGCGAGGCCCUGAAGUUCGUCUACGGCUCCGGCAGCGUCUUCUCCCCGGGCGAUGCGGCGUACGACGAGGAGGCGGCGGCCUUUUGGUCCAACACGCAGCUCAUGUCGCCGACGUGCAUCUUCCGCCCCGCUUCGGCGGAGCAGGUCGCCUCGGCGGUGCUGGGCAACAGCCAGACCGGCACAGAGUGGGCAGUCCGUGGCGGCGGCCACAUGGGCAUCAGGGGCGCCAACAACAUCGACAAGGGCAUGCUCAUCGUCAUGUCUGGCAUCAAGACGCUUAGCAUCUCGGAGGACCGCGCUACCGUCAACGUCGGGCCGGGCAACAAGUGGGGUGAGGUGUACGACUACCUUGCGCAGUUUGACGUGGCCGUCGCGGGCGGUCGCCUCGGCCCCGUCGGCGUCCCCGGUCUGCUGCUCGGCGGCGGCAUCAGCUUCUAUGGCCACCAGGCCGGCUGGUCCGCCGACAAUGUGCUCGAGUACGAGGUCGUGCUGGCCGACGGCCGCACCGUCGUCGCGUCCGCCGACGAGAACCAGGACCUGUUUUGGGCCCUCAAGGGCGGCAGCGCCAACUUUGGCAUCGUCACCGACUUCAAGCUGCGGACUUUUCCCUCCAAAAAGGUCUGGGCUGGCGUCUACACCGUUUCGGGCGAGCACAUGACCGCGUUCGAGGAGGCCGUCGCCAAGUACUCCUCCGAGCCGCAGGACCCUCUCUCCCACGCCGUGCCCAUGGUCAUCCCCAUGGGCGGCAACUUCACGGUCGCGUCGGUGAUUCUCUUUUACGACUCCGAGACCGUCUCGGAGCCCGAGUGCUUCAAGGACUUCCUUGCAAUUCCGCCCAUUUCCCCGCCGACGACGGCAUUCAAGACGCUUGCCGAGUUCGCCGACGAGAACGGCGCGCUCGUCGUGCCCGAAGUCAACGACGUGUUCCUGGCCGGCACGACGGUCGGCAAGACGCACGCCGAGCUGCUGGAGGGCGUGCGCAUCACCAACCAGGUCUUCCUCGACGCCGUCCCUGCCCUGCACGAGGCCAUCGGCGGCGCCGACAAGAUGGUCCUAAACAGCAUCAACUGGCAGCCCAUCGGUGCGGCGUGGCAGGCCGGCUCGGAGAAGAUGAACCCGGUCGGCAACGCGCUCGGCAUCGACACGGCCGCCAAGGGCACGUACAUCGCCUGGGCGCUGGCCAUCGAGUGGGUCGACGGACCCGGCCACGACGAGAUUGUCGACAAGUGGGUCAGGGAGACUAUCGCCGCCAUCGAGGACGCCACCAAAGCCGCUGGGCUCUACGAUGCCUUCAACUACAUGGGAGACGCCGCCGGGUUCCAGGAGAUAUAUGCUGGGUAUGGUGAGGAGAACCAGAAGAAGCUGGUAGAGAUUUCGAGAAAGUAUGACCCCGAGAGGGUGACGCAGAAGCUGUGGCCUGGCGGUUUCAAGGUUGGUGUCUAA
Molecule: messenger RNA, 1563 nt
Organism: Pyricularia grisea
Lineage: Eukaryota; Fungi; Ascomycota; Sordariomycetes; Magnaporthales; Pyriculariaceae
Exons: 1
Coding region: 1-1563 (520 amino acids)
Molecular function (GO): FAD binding
Source: RefSeq, a predicted model, not a curated record